Molecule: messenger RNA, 1951 nt
Organism: Drosophila takahashii
Lineage: Eukaryota; Metazoa; Arthropoda; Insecta; Diptera; Drosophilidae
Gene: Klp59C
Product: Kinesin-like protein at 59C
Biological process (GO): microtubule-based movement
Molecular function (GO): microtubule binding; microtubule motor activity; ATP binding
Source: RefSeq, a predicted model, not a curated record
UAGCCUUUAUUCAGCUAAAACCAAACAUAAAACCGUCUGUUUGGUUAAAAUUUGCAGUUAUAGAAUCCAAUUUGUUGCGGAAAUCGAUUGGACUGGAUUUUGUUAUGGAUCAGCUGUCGAUCAACCAGAAGGUUUUUAUCCGACGUUCGGAUGGCCGAGUCCACUUGGCUGGGAUUAUUAAGCUGGAGGGCGGUGCCAGCAAUCUGGUGACGGUGGAAUGGCCCGAAGGACAUGCGGUGAGGGGCAAGGAGCUGCCCCUGGAACUGGUGGUCCUGAUGAAUCCCCAGAUCUUCGAUCCGCCCCGUUGCAGCGGCACACUGGCCUCCAUACCGCCGCGUUCGAUGAAACAACGCAUGGCAGCCGGAAGUUUUCCGCCUCGCCUAGCUACUGCCUCUCCCCGCCAGGUGGCGCCACCCAGUCGAGAGGAUGAUGUGGUGCUGCAGGUGGAGAGGCUGCGAAAGCAACGGGAACGAAGGCGGGAAACUCAGGCGCAGACUCGCCAGCGGCGGGAACAGGAGAAGAGCGAGGAUCCGGGGAAUCCCAACUGGGAGGUAGCCAAGAUGAUACGGCUGCAACGUCUGCAGAUGGAGAGUUCAGGGGUCAAGAGUCGUACUACCAAUAAGCCCGCCAAGGAACACCAGAUUGUGGUUUGUGUGCGAAAGAGACCGCUGAGACGCAAGGAGCUCGCAGAUCGCGAACUGGAUGUAGUGAGCAUUCCUUCAAAGGACAUGCUGGUGGUUCACGAACCGCGCAAGCAUGUAAAUCUGGUCAAGUUCCUGGACAACCACAGUUUCCGCUUCGAUUAUGUUUUCAACGAGGAUUGCUCGAAUGCCACGGUAUAUGAGUUCACCGCACGCCCCUUGAUUCGACACAUUUUCGAGGGCGGCAUGGCCACCUGUUUUGCCUACGGACAGACCGGAAGUGGCAAGACCCACACGAUGGGUGGCCAGUUCACCGGAAGUCGGCAGCAGAGCUCUAUGGAUGGGAUCUAUGCAAUGGCCGCCAGGGAUGUGUUUUCCUGCCUAAAAUCUCCAGCCUAUGAUGGUUUGAAACUAAAGGUCUCCUGCAGUUUCUUCGAGAUCUAUGGCUCCCGGGUCUAUGAUCUCCUGAUGCCGGGCAAACCGCAGCUGAGGGUCCUGGAGGAUGGCAAGCAGCAGGUGCAAGUGGUGGGUUUAACUGAGAAUCCCGUGAAGAACACUGGCGAUGUUUUGGCCCUACUCGAAAUGGGCAACAGUGUCCGAACCUCGGGUCAAACCUCUGCGAAUUCCAAAUCCUCCCGUUCCCAUGCUGUCUUCCAAAUUGUGCUGAGAUCCUCGGCGAAUGAGCGUUUGCAUGGAAAGUUUUCGCUCAUAGAUUUGGCGGGAAACGAGAGGGGAGCGGACAACAGUUCAGCGGAUCGUUUGACCCGCCUGGAAGGAUCGGAAAUUAACAAAUCGCUGCUGGUUUUGAAAGAAUGCAUUCGGGCCCUGGGUCGCCAGUCGGGUCAUUUGCCCUUCCGGGGCUCCAAACUCACUCAGGUCCUGCGGGACUCCUUUAUCGGAGGCAAGAAGGUCAAGACCUGCAUGAUAGCCAUGAUCUCGCCCGGCUUGCACUCGGUGGAGCACACUCUGAAUACCCUACGAUACGCAGAUCGAGUGAAGGAAUUGACCGCGGAGUGUGUAUCGCCAAAGCGACUGAUGAAGACAGCUGCCAACUUCGAAAGCAGCUCCAUGCCAGAUAUCGUUGGGCAAUCCCAGAGUGAGAGAACCUACCCAUCUGCCUCGGCCACUUCGCUGCCAGGAGUGGGAAAUCAGUCGAAUCCAGAGAAACGAGUUGUUGACACCACCAACGAUCUGAAUAGGCUCCAGGGAGGGGAGUCUGAAAGGAAAUCGCGACGCGCCCAGGAAGCUUCCAUAAUGCUGGCCAAAUCGCUGGCACAAUUCAGAGGGUGCAACUUUCCCUAGAUCUUAAG